Molecule: messenger RNA, 939 nt
Organism: Canis lupus familiaris (dog)
Lineage: Eukaryota; Metazoa; Chordata; Mammalia; Carnivora; Canidae
Gene: CD164L2
Product: CD164 molecule like 2
Exons: 6
Coding region: 77-616 (179 amino acids)
Cellular component (GO): cytoplasmic vesicle
Source: RefSeq, a predicted model, not a curated record
CAGAGCCCGGCGGAGACGAGUCGGGGAGGGACGCCGCGCACCAGCUCUCCGCCGACUCCCGGCCCCCGCCCUGCCCAUGGCCGCGCCGGGACCCCGCGCCUUACGGGUCGCGCUCUGUGGCGGCUGCUGCUGCCUCCUCCUGUGCGCCCAGCUCGUUGCGGCUGGUAACGCGGACCAGGGCAAAGGAGCUCGAGGCUUUGGGCGGGGAGCCCUGCUCCGCAUGAACAUCUGGCCAGCUGUUCGAGGGGCCUGCAAACAGUUCAAGCUCUGUGAGCACUGUGUGGAGGGACACAAAGCACACAACCUCUCUGGCUGCGUGUGGGAGCAGUGCCGGCCAGAGGAGCCAGGACACUGUGUGGCCCAAGCUGAGGUGGUCAAGGAAGGUUGCUCCAUCUAUAACCGCUCAGAGUUGUGUCCAGCUGCCCACCACCACCCCACCUAUGAACCAAAGACAGUCACAACAGGGAGCCCCCUAGUUCCUGAGCCCCACAGCUCUGGCUUUGAUGGAGCCAGCUUCAUUGGGGGUGUCGUGCUGGUGCUGAGCCUGCAGGCAGCGGCCUUCUUCAUCUUACGCUUCCUCAAGGCCAAGGACAGCACCUACCAGACACUAAUCUGACCCCCUUCAGGCCUGGAUUCCACAGGGGAAGGAGGACGAAGAGGCCCCUCUUGGCCCCCUUGUAGGCACUGGGGGUGGGAAAAACUUUGGCCACCAAUUUCUGGCCCCUGUGGGCCAUCAAGCAGACUCAGUGCCUGCUAUGUGACAUCCCCUCCUGGCCUGGGCCUGGUACCUGCGGCUGAGAGCAUUCUUCAAUCACCUCCUGUCUUAUCCAUCAUGCCUGUGGGCCCCCUGCCUGACACGAGGUCUGUGCCUGCCUCUUCCCACCCCCCCGGCCUGGCACUGCCCCCAAAUAAAACAACUCUUUCUGGCACUUUGCUUCA